AUGGCGCGGAGGGCAGAGCCGGUCCCCCUGAGCCGCCAGCAGCUGGAGGAGCUGCGGGUCUUCAAGAUUCAGACCCGGAUCGCUAACGAGAAGUACCUGAGAACCCACAAAGAGGUGGACCUGCUCAUAAGUGGUUUCUUCAGAGAAAUACUGCAAAGACGACCAGAAAACAUCCCUGAGUUUGCUGCUGUCUAUUUCACGGAUCCAGAACUUCCCAAUAAGAUUCAGAUGGAGCUAAUGAAAGAGAAGAAAGUGACUUAAUUAGCAGAAUCUUGACGCUCGGCGGCUGCUGAGAACCCCACAGCUAGCUGGCCUCGACGGUGGACGCCUCCCUUUCCCUUCCCAGCAGAGGCGCCUUACUUCUCUCUGGAUCCUUCAGAAGCAAGCAGGUCUGUGUCCAUGAGCUUGGCUUUGGUGCUGCCUUGGACUCUGUUGGCUUUAGCAGAUGUGACUCAGACUAAGCAGACCCUCAUGCUUGGCUGUGACUCAGAAAGUGGGGCUCUUCAGCCCCCUGCUGAAGGCCUGUCUCCCCACUAGCGCCUUCAGUCAGUUCCCUCUCAGGCCCAUGAAUGGAAGCGAGCUACCCUCGAGGCACCCACUGGAUUUAGC
Suncus etruscus (white-toothed pygmy shrew) is the source of this 609-nucleotide messenger RNA. It is a transcript of the gene RIIAD1, whose product is annotated as regulatory subunit of type II PKA R-subunit domain containing 1. Bases 1 to 261 code for a protein of 86 amino acids. NCBI's taxonomy places the organism in Eukaryota, Metazoa, Chordata, Mammalia, Eulipotyphla, Soricidae. The transcript is spliced from 5 exons. The record is from RefSeq and is a predicted model, not a curated record.